Messenger RNA from Blastomyces gilchristii SLH14081, 6017 nucleotides. RefSeq names its product choline kinase. Gene Ontology annotation, biological process: phosphatidylethanolamine biosynthetic process; phosphatidylcholine biosynthetic process. The record is from RefSeq and is a predicted model, not a curated record. Gene Ontology annotation, cellular component: cytoplasm. Gene Ontology annotation, molecular function: choline kinase activity; ethanolamine kinase activity. The transcript has 5 exons. Bases 852 to 3263 code for a protein of 803 amino acids. NCBI's taxonomy places the organism in Eukaryota, Fungi, Ascomycota, Eurotiomycetes, Onygenales, Ajellomycetaceae.
GAAGCUUGCCAGUGACUGUAAAGGAUGGGUCUUUUUCCACGGCAGAAGACGUCUAUUUUCAAGAGAAGCUAGAGCUCAAUCUGGCUCUGGUUAUUAUGAUAGUUAGUCCUAUACUCCGUAUAGUAAUUGACGAUGUUAAAAGGAUCGCGGUCAGAUCAGAAUGGAGGUCAAGAUAAGCUCUUGCUGAGUCAGCAGCAUGUGACCCCUUUCCGUUUUCGGGCGGAUCUCAUCUGGGCCGAGCCUGGAACUUCGGCGGCGAAAAAAAAAAAAAAAAUUAACGGGCGAUCAGACAACUUUCUCAUCCAACUUCCCUUCCCUGCUGUUUUUCCCUGCUUAUUCUUACAUAUAUUUAUAUAUACCCGUUAACAUUGUCCCUGAGCUUCUAAUACUCUUCCCCUUCCUAGGGCGAGCCGCUUUUCGCCAACCAUCUAUCCUAACUUCGUGGGGUUCUGCAGUCUUAUCAGUCAAACAUUUUGAUAUCAAGAUUCGGUGCUCACCCCUCCGCCCCUCCUCCAUAUUGACAACAUUAUUACCUUGUAAUCUUGCAAGAGCAUGAGCUUGUCCCCGCGCACAUUUUAUUUAAUCCCAUAAGGGCACUAGCUCGAGUUGGGAAGAAUCUGCAUGCGAAGAAAGGGGUCAUUUCGUUUCCCUCGCCAUUUGCCACUGUCCUCUCGGACCCAAGUUCCAGCUGGGGCUUUAGCAAGGUUGUCUCUUUUUGCCUUUUCACUUCUUCUUCUUCUUCUUCUUUUUUUUUUUCCUCUUCCCUUUUUACGUUCUUCUUUACUUGUAUAUUAUAUGCUCUAGACGAAGUCGGACGACCCUUCUUGUUGAAAGAAAAAUCGCGAGAAAUCAUGUCACCUAUCGCAGAGCAGCAGCUCAGUAAGGCGCCCACCGAUUCCAAGGGCCAUACGGUAGCCCAAAAUGACAUUUCCACAGGAGAUUCUGAAACAAAGGUAGAAGCAUCUGAUUCACAAGCUCAACCCGCGAAUGGGGAUUCCACGGGUCUCACCAUUGCGGGAGAUCGAUCACCCAGGCAGCAUCGAGCCAGUAUAGGAAGGAGGGUAACAACACGCCCAUUGCCGCACCCUUCGUCCAGCUCUCUGAACUCGCUAAGCAGUCAAAUUCAUAGCCUUAACUUUGAGACGGUUAUUCAAGAUGACGACGAGCCCGGAAUUCGGCAUCGCGAUAUUGAAGAGAACCCACAUGCCCAACGUUCCCUGUUCGCUCAAGUCCUCGACUGGUUGCAGCAUGAGAAAGCCAAGGCUGUAGCGCGUGCCUCCAAGAGAGCCGGUGACUCGCAGGCAACCCUGCCAGAUAUCACCACCGGAGAUGCAACCUCAACUUUAACUCGAGGGAGAAGCGACUCUCAAGCGUCGGAGGGAACAUUGGCUCUGGAGAAGUUGGAGCAGAUUUUAGCGCAAUAUGCGGUUUCUGGGAUAGAGGGCAUUUCAUCUGCCCCGAUUGGACGUAAGAGAUCGUCAUCUUCUCUCAAACGGCGAGCUGGCAUUAGAUGUUUAAGACGGGGUUCAACUUCUGAUUCUGAUUAUUCGGACGCUGAUCAACCACCCCCCAGUGCCGAUGUUGUCCUUGAUAACUCCAAAACUCUCUUGUAUGGCGGAGGUGAAGCAGACAAUGAUUUUGGAAGCCAGAGUUCAUUGAACAACCUCCCCGCUAAAGCCAAAGGACAUUGGUUAAAAUUCAAAUUUGAAAUCGUGCGCUUGACGCACACCCUAGGCUUCAGGGGCUGGAGAAGAAUUCCCCUCGAAGACUGUAGUAACAUUGAAGUUGUCCGCCUCAGCGGAGCGCUAACAAAUGCUGUGUAUGUUGUCUCUCCGCCGAAGAAUUUACCACUUCCAUCUUCGAGUGGCUCGAGCUCAGUCAUGCCUAGACACCCUCCGCCACAACUCUUACUCCGCAUCUACGGGCCACAAGUAGAACAUUUAAUCGAUCGGGAGAGCGAACUCCAGAUUCUACGUCGUCUAGGGAAGCGGAAUAUUGGCCCCCGGGUCCUAGGCACGUUCAACAAUGGCCGCUUCGAACAGUAUUUCCAUGCAAGAACUCUCACGCCAAGAGACCUUCGCAAUCCAGAGACCUCUAAGCAAAUCGCCAAGCGAAUGAGGGAGCUGCAUGACGGGAUCGAACUACUCCCCGAAGAAAGGGAAAGCGGCCCGUUUAUAUGGAAGAACUGGGACAAAUGGGUUGAGCGGUGCGAACGGGUCGCGUCGUGGCUGGAUAGCGAAAUCAAGUCUCCCCUUAAUCAGUCCAAGCUCGAAUCGGAGCCAUGGCGGCGACAUGGUUUUGUAUGCGGCGCCCCAUGGCCAAAGUUCCGGAAAUUAGUUGAAUCCUAUCGCAAGUGGCUGGAUACAUGCUAUGGUGGAGCACCUGAGAUUAACAAGCAGCUUGUGUUCGCUCAUAACGACACACAAUAUGGCAAUCUUCUUCGCCUUGAACCAAGUGGAGAGUCUCCUCUUCUACUCCCAGCCAACGAACAUAAACAGCUUGUAGUUAUUGACUUUGAGUAUGCGUCCGCGAACACUAGAGGCCUGGAAUUCUGUAACCACUUUACGGAAUGGUGCUACAACUACCAUGACCCAGAAAGAUCGUGGGCCUGCAAUACGAAAUGGUAUCCCACCCCAGAAGAACAGGAUCAAUUCAUUCGCGCAUAUCUCAACCAUCGGCCACGCACCUUCCACCCACCGGAAACCCAGUCUGCGCCUACGUCCUCGGCGGCUUCGAUGAGCGCAGCUUCAAGCACGGCACCAACGCCAGUAUUUCAUGCAUCGCAUUCCAAUAGUCCUCGGAUAACUCCCUUCAUGCUCGAUACUCAAGUUCCGCCGUUUCCCACGUCAUCGUCCCAGGAUCACGAGCGGGCCGAACAAGCACUCGACCUAGAAGUUCGACGUCUUCUCCGCGAAACUCGCCUCUGGCGUGCAGCCAACUCCGCGCAAUGGGUGGCUUGGGGGAUUGUCCAGGCCAAAAUCUCGGGGAUGGAAGAAGCUCUCGCCGCUUCGUCUGCUCCCGUCGAGGCAGAGUCUGGGACAACAGGAGAAGAAACAAAGAGUGACACUAUCGAAUUGGACCGCAGGAGUGAGCAAUCUAGCGAUACGAUCGGUGAGCCUGUAGGUGAGUUUGAUUAUCUGGCCUAUGCUCAGGAUCGGGCACUCUUUUUCUGGGCGGAUGUUCUAUCGCUCGGGCUUAUUAAAGAGGCCGAGCUGCCUCCUGACAUGGCUCAGCGGAUCAAGGGGCAUAUUCUUGGGUAUUGAGAGUAACAUGCAACACACAUGUGAGGGAAAGGAUCGAUAAGUUGGUCGUUGGUCGGGGCAAGUGGUAGUUCAGUAUGGCUGUGAGUAUGCCCUGCCCUGUAGAUACACCUACAUGCCCGAGAACGCCCCCUUUUUUUUUGCUUUAAAGUUUCUUCUUUUAGGAUAGCUGUGCAAUUCCAUUUUACCUGUUUCUUUUUCUCUAUCUUUUCCCAUCCGUUCACCUCGUAAAAAUUGCAUUAAUGACCGAAGGAAACUUUGGUUAGUUACAUUGCAUUUUCAGUUUCAUUUUCUUACAAUUGCUCGAGUCUUCCAUUUACUAUUCCUAGAGGGUGCUACUAUACCUACCUUUACGUCUAUUAAUUUUUCUCUAAUAUCCCUCACAUCUAAAUUGGGUGCCUUAGAAAGAUUAUGCUUUCUGACCCCCUUUUCUGUGAUAUGGAACUUUGAUUUUUGGCGAGGGCCGGGGUUAGCAGUUGAAUUUGACUUUUAGUCGUUUUGGCAGGUCGACAUUAUUAUUCAAUCGCAAGAAUAUAUUCCACCUUUGAUAGAUUUCUACGCGCGGGAAUUAUGAAGAUACCCAAGGAAACGACUUCUGCUAGGUACACAACCAAAGGCGUUAAACUUCAUGCAAGGUAAGUUAAGUUCUGGGUAUGACCAUAACAGAACAAAAUUCUAUCCCAAAGCUGCCAAUUCCGUCAAAUCAUGCCUAAAUUUUCCUCAACUGCCUAGUCCAAAUCACCCCCACCACCUCUUCCUCUCCUCAUUUCUAAUCUCCGCUGCGUCUCCUUCCUCGCGCCUUCUAUCCACUUGUUGUAACUCUCCUCGCCCUCUUUAACCUUCAUCCCAACAACCCCCUUAGCCACCUCCCCAAUGAACCCAACAAAAUUGCACCUCCGCAAUGCAUUCUCCCAUUCCCACGCCCUUCUCUUCCUCCUCUCCCUAUCCAACAUCUCUACAUCCCCGAUCUCGAGCGCCCUCACUCUCAAAUCCCUCACCACCGCCAUCAGAUUAAAUCGAAUUUCUCCCUCCGGGUACCUCGCAAUCCUCCUCUGCAACACUUCAAUAACCUUUUCCGGAAAUGACGAUUCAUCGCAACUGCCGUGGCUAAUUGGAAACGGCUGUAGCCCAUCCAACUCAUAUAAAACGCCGUUGAACGGCGUGUAGGCGAUGAAAUGAUAGAGCUCCGCGUCCUCUUCAGAAACAGGCGGGCGGGACGUUUCAUCGACGAACGGCGACGCGCGCGCAAAGGCAUUAUGCGAGGCUCUAAUCCGCGCGGAAUUACUUAGUGCCUCGCCGCGUAGGUCUGGCGGGAAACCUGUUGUGAAGUCCUUGAAGUCGCGGAGUUCGGGCCCGAUGUCGAUGCCUGCUUGUGAGGAUUGGGAGGCGAGGGAAUCUUGGUUGAGGAUUACGGAGAGGACGGCUUGCGUGCCGCAGGCGUUCUGGAUCGUUUGGGCGGCGAAGAAGAGCCCAUUAUCGGUUGCGGCGCGGUCGUAGGUGCCAUCCUGUGGAGCAGCGGAGUCGCGCGACUGGCCGCCGGCCCAUUUGAAGAGGAAAAUUACUCCAUAUACGGGACUGUGUGAUUUGAGGCGAGCAGUGGGUCAGUGGGUUACUUGUGCAGGCCAAACGGAUGGAGAUAAUAUAGGUGGGCAGGGGUGAGUUCUAUACCUUAAUGACCUGAUUGUGUCUGCGUCGAGAGAUAUAAGCUCUUCGAACUGGACGUCUUUGACGCCAAGAUUUUCAAUCAAUGAAGUGAAAACGCCCUGCGCUCAGCAAUGGACACGGUCAGCCAAAUGGCAUGGGAAGCUUGAACACUAAUUAAUAGAGGGAGCCGGACAUUCUUGAUCGCGGCAAUUGUGGAAGAUGAGUGGAGGGAAAGCGACAGACCUCGUCUGAUUCGAUAGUACUCCAACCUCCGGCGUCUGUCAUGAUUCCGUUGGGUUUCCUUUACUAACGGAUAGUUCUUCCUCUUGAUAGAUUUCUUUCCUAAUUCUCUGCAAUUUCCCGUACGUCCUGGCAAAUAAUCUAAGUCAAAUUAUGUAUCUUUGGCCCUUGUUUGGAAGUUGUCGCAGCGCUGUUAUUUCUUUCUCAUGAUGUCAAAGGCCUGUUUGUGGCCGAUGCAAACUUGCUAUUUGUGGUUUAGCGUGUCAAAUCCUCUUCCUUCCCAACUUCCAUCACUAUGAGCAGGAAUAUAAAAAAAGAUUGAGAUAAGUUUACAAGAGUUCUCUAACAGGAGCUGAACUUAAAGCAAGAGCGGUCAACAUUGGAGAAUGACAAAUGCUAUUUAUGCCGUGCUAGAUGGCGUGGGGAAUGCCUCUGCGUCGUCAUGGAUUUUGGAUUAGGGCACUAGACAGGCGGUCGUUGGAAUAAUGAAAUGGCGAAAGAGCUAACAUGUCAACGUAUAAAUGGAAGCUUGAACAACUUUCAUGGAGCUAUCAAAGAGUGAAGUCUUGAAAGCUCUGCUGGCAAGCAGGUGAAUAUCUGAUUUACAACAAUAACCAAAACAUGCUUGGCCAGUUAGUAUGGAAUUACGGCGUCAUCAUGAUUCAUUUUCUCGAAAUAUGAAGAGAGCUCUGAUUAUCAGGUUAUGAGCCUGUAUCAAUCAGUACGUAUGCACUGCAGAGCGUGUCCUCUGGUAACUCAUAUUGGCCGCCCUACCAGAUAGUCCGCUUGAAAGGCCCACGGGGGCCCACAGCAAGGCAGCAUAACGAUAUAUUGCAACUACUCAGAUUGUGAGAAAUCGCAUUUCGAGAAUCA